GGUUUCCUUAACACCAAGUACUUCCUGCUCGUAACCCAGAACUAAUUUUCUGCCUCUGUCAGAUGGACUGUUCAAGGGAAUGCCCCAGCCACCAGGCCCAAGUCAUGUACAUGCUUUUCCUUCCUUUUGUACUUCUCACCUACCUUGAGAGACUGUCCUGUGUUCUCUGAAUCUGGCUGGCUGAUUUUGCUGCAGCUUCGUGGUUCUAGCAACAUAAUGAGGAUCUAGGUGGUGUGGUUCCAGGUGUCUGCAGGCAUUUUUAGUUACUGUUUUGCCUAUCCUGCAGAAAGCAAAGCUGGACUACCUGAGUGGAUGAAAUCUUUGCUUCACUGAGCUAAGAUCAUCUGAGGGGUCUGCAGCCAGGAUUUUGACCUCUUUUGUAUUUUGAAAUGGCGUUUGUUUCUGAAGACUCUCUGCAAUGGCAGUAUGGCUGGAAUCCAUCUUUUAGGAACCACUGUGGCUAUAGAUAAGAGUAACAACUGAGCUUCAAGUUGUCCUCUGUCUUGGCAUCCCCAUGUGCCCCAGGCAGCUUUGCAGGAAGUUGCGAACCAAAUAAAACACAGUAAAGGAGGAAGCUGAGCUCCUACCUGGCACCUUCUGGGCAAGUGUACUCUGCUGUUGGAUGGAGAUGCUGUAGUAAUGAGGAGUUCUCAUUUUGUGUGAGGUACGGCCUAAACAUCUAACUGGAAUCCUGAACAAAAGGGACCAUCUAGGGGCAGUCUCAUUGCCUUAGCACUUCUUCCUUUUUGGCAGGCCCCCAAUUUGAUGUGCUUCAAGUUUGGAUCCCACUUUGCAGGUGCCCAACUCCUCACCUUUGAAUCAGUUGCAAGGCCUUACAAUGGCACAGAAUGAGCACUGCGUUCAAGCCUCCUUCCUGUAAAUGAUAGGACCAAACAAGGCGGUGUGAUGAACAUGCCACUGCAUCAAAUCUCUGUCAUUCCAGCUCAGGAUGUUACCUCUUCCAGAGUCUCCAGGAGCAAGACCAAAGAAAAAGAGGAACAGAACGAGAAGGCUUUGGGGCAUUCCGUGAGCCGCUCCAGUAACAUCUCAAAGGCUGGAAGUCCAACCUCUGUCUCUGCCCCUCAUAGCUUCUCUCGGACUUCUGUCACACCAUCCACCCAGGACAUCUGCAGUUCCAGUGCAGUGUUUUCUGAGUGUUGUCAUCACAGUCCAGUGCAGUCUGCUGUUGUCUUGAAAAAUCCGCACUGCCAGAGCCCUCUGACACAAGGGGUCACUGUGACAGUAAUCUGUCAGGACACGGUACAUGCAGCCAAGAGAAACUCCCAUGGGCAGGAUCGGGGCCAGGCACUCAGGUCUGCUAAGAAUGUAAAGCCCACCCGCACUCUGAAAUUCUCCAAGUCCCUCAAUGACGUGGACCAGAAGGUGCAGAGCACCAGCGAGUGCUUUGAUUAUGUGGAGCGGACACGCUCAGAAGGCAAACUGACCCUGAACCAAGACCAGUGUUUAAGGAUUAACAAAUUUCAUCUUAAAGAGAGGAAACCGCUGAAUCUCAGGCCUCUUUCCUUUAGCAAUUCUAAGCACUCCUAUAUCCCUUCCCUUUCCAACUACUCAAGUGCAUCAGGAGGAGCCGAGAACCACAGCGCUGUGCAUAUCCCCCUGCUGGAGGACAAGGUGGACCAUGACUCCUCAAGGAGCAAAAAACUGUUGCGUUACCUUUUUUCCUUCUCCCACACCUCCAGCAUCAGCAGCCUGCAUAAAUUUCAUGAACUGGAGAGCUAUUCCAGUCACUUCCAAGCUGACAAAUCCUCCAGCAUGCUGGUGGAAAGCACAGACUUCUGCUCUGAUGAUAUGGGCGAUGAUGACGUCUUUGAGGACAGCACCUCAGUGAAACUCAAACCAAAAGAGCAGCGGGCACCGCUCUGUUCAGUUGAGAAGGACAGUGACCUUGACUGCCCUUCCCCCCUCUCAGAAAAGUUACCCCCUCUGUCCCCUGUGUCCACAUCGGGGGAUACCUGCAGGAUAUGUCACUGUGAAGGAGAUGAUGAGAGCCCUUUGAUUACCCCCUGCCACUGUACGGGCAGUCUCCACUUUGUGCACCAGGCCUGCCUGCAGCAAUGGAUCAAGAGCUCGGACACGCGGUGCUGUGAGCUGUGCAAGUAUGAGUUCAUCAUGGAGACAAAGCUGAAGCCUUUGAGGAAGUGGGAGAAGCUGCAGAUGACAGCCAGCGAGAGGAGGAAGAUCAUGUGCUCUGUAACAUUCCAUAUCAUUGCCAUCACCUGCGUUGUGUGGUCUCUCUAUGUCCUGAUAGACAGGACUGCUGAAGAGAUUAAACAGGGACAAACUACCGGUAUUCUAGAGUGGCCAUUUUGGACUAAGCUGGUAGUUGUGGCUAUUGGUUUCACUGGAGGACUUCUGUUCAUGUAUGUACAAUGCAAGGUGUACGUACAGCUGUGGAAGAGACUUAAAGCUUAUAACCGAGUAAUAUAUGUACAAAACUGUCCAGAAACUAGCAAAAAGAAUAUUUUUGAAAAACCUGCACUAAUGGAGCCAAACUUUGAAAGUAAAGAAAUGUUUGGGGUUCACCAUUCAGACACAAACUCUUCACAUUACACAGAGCCAGAAGACUGUGCUGCAGAAAUCCUUCAUGUCUGAUUGCUAGCUGGAAGGGGUAUUUCCAUAUGUCCUUGAAGAUUUGAAUAUCAUUGUUUACUGCAAACUGGUCUACCUUUUUAACAUCAGCAAACAGCUGAGGGCUGGCGGAUGAAUUUUUUACAUUUGUUUUUUUGUUGGAAUUUUUAAAAAUCCCUUAGGCAUAUCUGUCAAUGUCAUCAUGGUUGCAUACCUCUCAACAUUUAGUGUCUCGUACUGGCUGAUCAAAGAGCCAGAGGAUGAGGUAUUCACAGGGUAGAAUGAGCCUUGGGUUUGGUACCAAGGAAGCCGCUAGCGAGCUGUCACCAACUUCAUGGAGUCUGUUACUUUAGAAGAUGAUUCUGAAGGGAUUCUGGAGGAUGUGUAUUGUGGGGUUGGUUGGUUGGUCGGUCUGUUCUUUAUGUGUGAUGAAGGAGGUUGUCCCAGACAGUGAGAGAAAUGAGAGGGAGUCUAAUCUACCACUAACACUGCCACUAACAUUGUGUCUCAAGCAGCAGGUGUAAAAUUUUGCUUUACAUAUUGCAAUGAGACUUACAAAGCAUAUAGCACUUUUAAAAAUCUUUAUUUUGUGAUAUGUAUGUCAAAUGAGAAUGAAACUUGAAAGAAUGUGUCAUUUUUGAAACAUUUCUUAAUUCUUUACCCCAUUUAUUCUUCUGAAACAUAAACCUCUUGCCUUAUAAAAAAAAAUUAAAUUUCAGCCUGUGAUUUCCCACACACGCCCACAUUAUCUCACUAAACGUAACACUAAAAAAUUCUGCCUCUUUGGGAUUACUUUGAGGAGCAAUUUUCUUCAAAGGAUAUUGCACUUGUGACUUGUGUAUGAGGAGUAGUGGAUGUGUAAAAUGUUUGUUUUCAGUGGUUUCAGUGUUCUGUUUUGGGGAUUGGUUUUGAUUUUUUUUUCCCCAACAGGUCAGACCAUCAACAUACCUGCUCAUAUAUACCUGAAGUAGCUUUCAUUCCAAACCAUUGGCAAAGGGUUUGUUGCUAUAUUGAUAUUGAUAAAAAUGUGAACUGUUACAGAAAAAAGGAAACUUAGUCAAUACAGCUGAAACUGGUUUUCUUUCUUUAAUGCUGUGUCAUGUGUGAAUUACCCAAGAAUUUGAUGUUGUCAGAGGAGAUGCUGACAUACAAGUCUAGGAAGUAAAUAUCACAUUAAGUGGAUAAAUUUAGAAAUACCUACUUGAUGUGAUGCACUGUGUGGUCAGAGAAUAGUAUAUAUCUGUGUUUUUGAAUUUGGGACUGGCUUUUUAAUCAGUCAGCUUUCAUGCAAAGAGAGGGACAGCUUUAAAAUCUGUUUGCAAGGCUUUUAGUUGCCCAAAGCCUGGGGUGUCUGCAGUUGAUUUGUUUGUCCAGUCUGUUUCACUGCACCACUGUCCAGCUUUAAGCCCUCAUUUAACCAAAGUCUCAGUGUGACUAGAGCAGAAACAAAGCCCCAUGAAAAGUCAGCACAUGAGGCCUCUGCAUUUGAAAGCUGACUUUCCGUACCUGAGCCCUGUCUACAUCUCUGUCAAGUCAAUGAUGAUAAUAUGGCUGGUUUUAGUAGGAGUUGCCUGGACUUCUCAGGUAAAAGUUUCUGUUUACUUGUUGAGAUAGUGAACUAAAUUCUUAGCUAUAGUUCAAGUUUCACUUAGUAUUUUUUGAAGUACAACUUUGGGUACAUUUUUUCAUAGUAAAAGCAGCUGCUUUAAGACUUCUUAAAAUAUAACAGUAAGAGAUCAGGGAUUUUUUCCUUAAAAUGUAAUAUUAAUUUAUUUCUAAAUCAAUGUUUUAAUAGAAGGCAGUGAAGCGACUCUGGUAAGAGAACACUCAUCCCAGUGGUUUCUAGAAGCUGUUAGAGGAAAAGCACAUGUGCCUCUGUCACUUCAUGCUUGAAGCUUACUGUCUGUGAUCUCCAUGAACAACGUGGUACCUUGUUCUUGAGAUGUGAUAAAACAUCCAGACCUCUGGGCAGUCCUGGUAAAGCUGCACUGGCAUGGAUUUGUGUACUGUACUAGCUGUCAGGAUGUCCCACGCUUAAGUGAUACAGGCAGACAAACCCUGCAUACCCUGCUAGUAUCAGGGCAGUCUUUGUGACCAUACACAUGCAGAGUUUGUUGCCUGUGCCUGCCAUAAUUCAAAGUGCAAUUACUCAAGACCUUUCCUGAACUCUGCUGUGGGUGAUCCUCUUCUAUUUUGAGAACCCAGAUAAUACACUGUCUCGUUUUGUUUUCUGUUUUGUUCUGUGAAAGAUUCACUAGAUAAACUCAGGUGGGUUAAGUAUCAGGUCUUGCACACCUUCAUGAUGUCCUUCAGAAAUGCCCAAGUGCACGGGCCUGCCUGUCUGUGAGAUGCUCACGUUACAGCUGUGAGAGGCGCAGGCUCAGCUGCCGAGCGAUGCUGUGCGUGUGCUCACCCUGUCUGUGACCGGCGAGGAAAGGAAGAUGGACAAGUCCUGGAUGAAACCUGGCUGUUCCCAGCUCACCUGAGCAGCUCUGGUGUGAGCAAUGUUCUGACAUGGCCGAUUCAGCACACCACAACUUGCUGGUUCUGCUUCAGCCACUGUUGUACAUAAUUCUAGGUGAAACAUUACAAAAUCUCAUUCAAUGUUUUGGAAGCUGCAUGUGGAGUGUGCCAGGUAUUGUUCAGUGUAUUCAGGGUACUGAAGGUUUUUGCUGUGCCCCUGAGUAUCUCAACUUGUGAAGAAAAAUCAUCUCCAGCAAAAUCACUUGGGGAAAAAUACUUGUGAAUGAAAAUGUUUUAGCCAGUGUUGCUGCUAACAAUUCCCUCUCCCAACAGAUCUUUUUGGAAUGAAAAUUAAGGCAAAUUAUUUAAACUCUUUAUACAGCUUAGGAAUGCUCAUACCAGGAAAGGCUGCAGAAGAGAUCCAUCUGUUGGGGGUUUCAUUUAUGCUGAUGACACUUCUCAUGUUGAUUCUUCCUUGGUGUUAAUGGUGGGCUUCUGGAGAUGCAGUUCUCUGCUUCUGCAUGGUGCCAUGAAAUGUUUGAGAAGGCUGAAUGGUGCUUUUUUCUUCUUUCUCCUCAAGAAAAUACUAUUGACUUUUUUCAGCUUCCAGCUGCGAGGCACUGAUGCCAGCUCAGGUGAGCUCUGCCCUUUCCAUUCAGAUGUCAGUAAGGGGAACAAUCACCCCCUGUUAGAUCAGGCUUUCCAGUACUUCCUUCUGGCAGCUUUUGAGAUGACUGAAAUAGAAGCCUGGUCCUUGUACCUCGGCCAAAGUUAGCUUGGGUUACUGUGAGACUUUCCUGAGACCAGAAUUUAAGUAGGAGGGAGCAGAGGCUUAAUGCCAUGUACUACAGUCCCUUCCCUAGGUUGCCAGAGCCUGUGCUGAUAUGUUCAAUGCCCCAGAUAACUGACCCCAUUCUACUAACAGCACUCCUGUCCAAAAAGACACCAUCUGGGCCAAGGAAAUUCCCCUGCUGUGUCACGUUUGAAUCUGCCAGGUCAUGAGCUUGCAUGAUGUUAGAAAUACAGGUGUGUGCUGCAGAAGGUUGAUCCUGUGUAAGAACUGAUGAGAUACUAAAUUCCUGUGGAUUCUCAGGACUUUUUUCAAGUGUAAGUCCGUGUUUUGGGAGUGAGGGUGGUGUUUAAAAUGUGCUCUGAAGAGAUGGCCAGACCCUGGGACAGCUCCCUCUGGUUGAGUGUCACUGAGAUUGGCUUUGCUUCAGCAAGGAGGCAUUCAGUGAAGACUGAAUGUGCCUGUGAAGGGUUAGAGAAGAGCUGGGCCUCUGUGCUGUACCUGGGAGUUGCUGGCAAGCAGUCAUAACUCUGUUCAGGCCAAGCCUCUGUACUGAUAGAGCACGAGGCCCACUUGGUGCUGUAAGGAAGGGGGCUGCUUGGCCUGCCACUCCAUGGUGGGAAACCUUGGAAGUGAUGCAUGGAGGUCACCGUGCACAGGAACUGGUUGCUUCUGCCCUGUGUGUGGCAGAAUAUGUAUCUAUUGCAAAGUAGGAACCAGGUGCACAUUUCUCCUAAAGCUGAUGUGUGUUAAGAUACAGAUUUCUGGUGUGGUCUGCUCUGGAGACUGGCCAGCAAUGAAAGGGGGGAGGUCAGUGACUCUGGGUUGGGUCCCUCUCAGAUAUGGGUCAAAAAGGGUAAAUACAAAAGCAAGGAUAUUGCUGGCUGGAUUUCCUUAGUGUUGUAUUAGAUACACUAAGAAAAUUUCUAAGUGGGACCUUUUAUUUUGUGAUUAUUUUUUAGUUUUGAGAUAUUGCAGUGUCUGUAUAUUCCAAUGAAGUACUGAAAGCACUUGUCUUUGUAUAGAAGAUAACUGUUUAAAAAUUGCAGCUAAUCUUGUAUUUAGGUAAAACAUUUGUAGAUAGGUGAUUGUAUAAUGUUGAAGAACUUUACACUGGCAUGUGUUGUAUAACGUUUAUACAAGACACUUCAUACUUCUGCAGAAUUUUUUAGUUAUUAAAUUUCUAGUAACUUAAUGUAUAGUUUUGUAUCCUUUCAUGUAUGUUCGUUUUCUCAGUAUUACCACUUGCAGAAUUAUUUUUAGUUUCUUAAACUGUAAUUGGUUAUUUGUGUGUGAUACACAGGGUUAUUGACUGCAGCAAUAAAGUGUUUCUAUAAAAAAAUAGUAAAACCCAAA
Messenger RNA from Zonotrichia albicollis (white-throated sparrow), 7198 nucleotides. NCBI's taxonomy places the organism in Eukaryota, Metazoa, Chordata, Aves, Passeriformes, Passerellidae. The record is from RefSeq and is a predicted model, not a curated record.